This is a messenger RNA of Gracilinanus agilis (Agile Gracile Mouse Opossum), 1839 nucleotides long. RefSeq names its product R-spondin 3 (gene RSPO3). The coding region runs from base 1 to 750 and encodes 249 amino acids. The record is from RefSeq and is a predicted model, not a curated record. The transcript has 5 exons. NCBI's taxonomy places the organism in Eukaryota, Metazoa, Chordata, Mammalia, Didelphimorphia, Didelphidae.
AUGAGCUGUAUGAUCUUAGUGCAUCCUAAUGUCAGUCAAGGCUGCCAAGGAGGCUGUGCAACAUGUUCGGAUUACAAUGGAUGUUUGUCAUGUAAGCCCCGGCUAUUUUUUGUCCUGGAGAGGAAUGGCAUGAAGCAGAUUGGAGUGUGUCUCUCUUCAUGUCCAAGUGGAUACUAUGGAACACGAUCUCCAGAUAUAAAUAAGUGUACAAAAUGCAAAGCUGACUGUGAUACCUGUUUCAACAAAAAUUUCUGCACAAAGUGUAAAAAUGGAUUUUACUUACACCUUGGAAAGUGCCUUGACAUCUGCCCUGAGGGGUUGGAAGCUAACAAUCACACCAUGGAGUGCUCCAGUAUUGUGCACUGUGAAGCUAGCGAGUGGAGUCCGUGGAGCCCAUGUACGAAAAAAGGAAAAACAUGUGGUUUCAAAAGAGGGACUGAAACACGGUUCAGAGAAAUCAUACAACAUCCUUCUGCAAAGGGCAACCUGUGUCCACCUACGAGUGAGACAAGAAAGUGUAUGGUGCAAAGAAAGAAGUGUCCAAAGGGAGAACGAGGAAAGAAAGGAAGAGAGAGAAAAAGAAAAAAGCUAAAUAAAGAAGAAAGUAAGGAAACAAAACCUGAGAACAAAGGCCAGGAUCCCAGUUCAGAAUCCCGAGAUCAAAGGGAAAAUAAAGACAAACAGCAGCAGAAGAAACGAAAAGUCCAAGAUAAACAACAGAAAUCGGUAUUAGUCAGCACUGUACAUUAAAAAGGUCUCAUGUGAUUGUUUUAGACUUAUGAUGCUGCUAUCUCCACCAGAUUCCCAGGACAGGUGCUCUAGCCAUUAGAACCACAAGUGGAAAAUGUUACCAUCUAAACAACAUUCCAGAUAGUUCCUAUACUCUCCAUACAAACAUAGUUAAUAACCAAGACAUUCAUGAGCCACGAGUACAAAGAAAUCUAAAGAAGGGAUACUUUCAAGGGAUUAUCCUAUAUGCUUCUGUGCAUUUGUAAAAGAGACCUAAGAAUUUUUGUACAUAAUUAUUAACAGGCUAUAAGAUAUAACAUUAUAAUGAUGGCAUCUGGAGAAGCAACAUUUUUUCUUUGUAAAAUAAUUUUCAGGCUAUUGUUUUAAGUAAGAAGCAAAAGAGAUGUCUACUAAGUCAAGGCACAGUAUCCCUUCAAAAUAAAUGGUGUACCACAAAAAAAAUGGGAUUUGGGGAGCAGGGAAGGAAGAGAAAAAAAAACUAUCAAAGGACAGUGAAAAUCUAAAGUUCAACAGCUCUUUGUUGAUUUCUUGGAAAAGAUAUUCAGAAUUAGGCCCUGAUAUUUCCUGUCCUAUGGUUUAUCAGAACUGAACUGUUUUAAAAUUGGUUCCCUUGUACUCAUCCUGUACUCCUGCCUGCAAGAAACCCUAGAGUGGAUAGUAACAAUUAUGUGGGAAUGGGGAGAGGAAAAAAAGUGGAAGAAACUGCUGGGAUGGAGAGUAUUUUUGUGCUUCACAAAACUGUGAAGGACCAGUGGUUCUGCUCCAGUGGAGCAGCACUCUAAUCUCUAAGGAAAUAUGACGGGUUUCUCCUUCAUCAGUGCUCCUGUCUGGGCUGUCCCCGGAGUCAUAUAAACUGCGAAAUGUAUCUACACUACAAACGUUACUUACAACAAACAAACCCAUAUUUGUAGGAGAAAAGGCUGAAUUAAUAAAGAACAGAAAAUAGAGCACAGAAAAUUGUAAUAUGUUUUUGCAGUUGUGUUUUUUUUCCCUCUCACAUUGGGGGGAAAAUGCUUCCUUAUCAGCUUUAUGACCCAUGAGGAAUCCAAGGAUAUUAAUUCUUUAACAAGGUAUAUCUAGUGGGAAAAA